Messenger RNA from Carassius auratus (goldfish), 3985 nucleotides. RefSeq names its product tripartite motif-containing protein 66-like. Gene Ontology annotation, molecular function: protein binding; zinc ion binding. NCBI's taxonomy places the organism in Eukaryota, Metazoa, Chordata, Actinopteri, Cypriniformes, Cyprinidae. The coding region runs from base 30 to 3281 and encodes 1083 amino acids. Gene Ontology annotation, cellular component: chromatin. The transcript is spliced from 17 exons. The record is from RefSeq and is a predicted model, not a curated record.
CGCAGAGGAAUCCAGAUCCCACCUUCGCCAUGGAGAAGUGCUGUUCUGAGUGUUCAGAGCCCAGGAUGGCUCAGAGCUUGUGCACCUUCUGCAACAAGUGGCUGUGUUUCCAGUGCACAGACCUGCAUCAGCACGAGAGAAGCUCCAGUCAACCAUUCGACCUACAGCACCAGCCGCGAGACCCUCCAUCACCAUCUGAAAUAGGAGCUGGUUGCUGCGGGCAUGCAGUGGUCAUGUGUUCCCUCCACAAACAGGAGCCUCUGGAACUCCUGUGUGAAACGUGCGACCUCAUGGCCUGUAGCAUCUGUCACCUGUCCGCCCACAAAGACCAUCGACUGGUGCAUGUUGGGAAAGCUCUGCAAGACCAGCGCUGGCUCCUGCAGAACCUCAUGGCCCGAGUGGAGGAAAAGAGAUCUGCUGUGGAGAGCAGCGCUAAACAGAUCCAGGGCAGGCUCCAUGGUAUAAAGAUCACGCAGAGGAAGGCAGAGAACCAGAUAAAAAUGGCUAAGAUGAUUAUGAUGAACGAGCUUAACAAAAGGGCCAACCUAUUAAUAGAACAACUGGAGAGUAUCUCCAGCGAUUUCAAGCAACGACUGGAGGACCAGCUGCAGGGGGCCAUAGAGCUGUGCAGCCAGCUGGAACGCGUUCAGAACUUCAUUACCUGGGCUACAGCCCACCACAGACGCAAUCCACUGCUAUUCAGCAAAGAGCUGAUUGCUCUUCAGAUGCAGCAAUUACUGGAACCACUGAUGCUCUCAGAGGCUUGGACCCAGUUGAAAAUCAAGUUUAACUGGGAUGCCAGCUUCUGGACCAAGCAGAUGUCCACUUUAGGUCAGCUGGUUGUUGAUGGUGGAAGUCGUUCAUACUCAGAGGUUGUGGGUCAUCCCAGUAUCCUGCGACCCCAGCCUGUCCCAUGCAUAGCAAUACCUCCUCUGUGCCAUGCAGUGCAUGACCCUGGCUGCGCCUGCCAGACCUUCUGCCAGCCCCAGCUCUGCUGCCUUCACUGCAGACCCACUCAGUCCAUCUCUUUGGAUAAAUUCCCUGCUCAAUGUCCUCAGGCCACCAGGCGGAGCUCCCCGCCGUCCCUUCACAGCUGCUGGGAGGCUGAUGCAUCUGUCCCAGGGCAUCCACCAGGAGCUCAGCCUAUACAGCCGUCCACCUCACACCCUGGAUCUGAGCUUGUCCAGCAUGGAGUCAGCUCAGCUUCACCUAGACAGCCAGUCGGAUCCAACAACCAUCCGCUCCCUGCUAAUUCCAACCAAGCUGCCAUGGAUGGCAGAAACUCUGCACCAGGCCAGGCUCCCUGUGAAAGAGAGCAAACAUCUGCACAUGAAGCAACCACAGGGCAAGAAGCAUCACCAGACAGAGAGCUGCUGCAGGUCCACAAUCAGGCUCAAGUGCAGAUGAAUACAGAAACCAGCAACCAGCCUAUGAUUGAACUGCAGCCUAUCAUUGCUCGCAUCAGUGACGACAGGAGAUCCUCAGCGCUGGAGACAUUCACGCUGGCUCAAGGCCGAGGAGGUAACGGCCAGAGCCGUUCCGGUUCAAAGAGGGCUUCCAGGUCUCAGAGCACCUCAAAAGGACCCAGAGGACCUCGUAAAAGUCUGUGUAAAGCCAGGAUGAACAGGGCUGCUCAUAGCCUGGCAACAGUGGCAGGGGACCAGGGAUGUACAACACAGCAGCAGGUCUGUGCACAACCCGAUGCUUCUGAGAUGAUCCCAGGACACACUGCAUCCUCUCUGACCAACUACAAGUCUGAACCAGAUAACGUUUAUGCAUAUGCCUAUGAAAACAGAAAACAGAAAACCAGAAAGAAGAAAAGAUUGUCUCGAGAGGAUCCGGAUAGCAGUGACAAAGAAGCCUCCGAUGGUUCGAAGGUUCCAGUUGUGUGUCUUGAGCGACUCAAGAUCCUAGUGUCACGACAUCCUCCGCAGAACCAUCAGGGCACAGACCUUACUUCUCAAACUGAGCCUGGACUCAAACCUGAAGAAACUGUCUACAGGGUGCUAGAGAGAAAGGUCACUUCUCAGGGAACUUUGGAUAAGGAGUCAGUUCAGACAGAGGACAGCGUGUCACCCACAGAGCAGCUAUCACCAGAGUCAUCUGGCUCCCUUGAGGUUUCUCAGCCUCCUGUGCAAGAAUUUUGCAACAUAACCCAAGAGUCCGGGGUACUAGCCAUCUCCAAUGAUUCAGAUCCAGUCUUACAACCUGACACUGAAGAAAUAGACUCCCCAUCUGAACUCAGAUCAGUGACAGGUUCUGAUUUCCAAACUGAAUCCAUAAGAGAGGCCGAACUGGGCUCGGAUGCAGACGUGGAAUCGGAGCUCCUGCAGGAUUCAGAUCCGAGCUCCCAAUCUGAACUGCAGGUCGAAUUUGAAUCGGAUGUGAUUUCGGAGCAGCCUUCUGAAUCGGCGCUCUCAGCUUCUGAACAAGAAUUUGAAUCGGAUCCAGAUUCCACAGCCGAAGUGACUCUGAAUCUUGAACCGGAGUCUGAAUGGGAAGCCGAGCAGCCGGUUCUCCCACCUGUCUCCGGCUCUGAGACUGUAUCAGAACCUGCAGCUGAAAGCCCUGAGAUAGAGAAUGAGGACUUCUGUGCGGUCUGUCUCAUCGGAGGAGACCUUCUCUGCUGUGACCGUUGCCCCAAGGUCUUUCACCUGUCAUGCCAUGUCCCCCCUCUCCAUAGUUUCCCCAUAGGCGACUGGAUUUGCACCCUGUGCAGGGAUGUGGAGCAGCCAGAGGUGGAAUAUGACUGUGAGAGUGACCAGAUGUCCACAGCUUUGCUGGCAUAUGGGCUGUCGGCGUGUGACCAGAGGAAAUGCGAGAAGCUGACGCUACUGAUCCUCAGCAACAUUCUCAGCGCCCCGUUCCACGAGCCUGUCAGCCCUCUGGCCCGUCAUUAUUAUCAGAUCAUCAAGAAACCCAUGGAUUUGUCUGUCAUUCGGAACAGGCUGAGCAGAACCGGCAACACACACUAUCGUUCCCCGCAAGAGUUUGUGGCUGAUGUCCUGCUCAUGUUCAAAAACUGUGCCAAGUUCAACUACCCGGACUCAGAGGUGGCUCAGGCAGGCCAUAGUCUACAGUCCUUUUUUACAUCCAAACUGAGGGAGGUUUUCCCAGAUCUGACCUGCCCUGUCCAGGAGGAGGAGGACUCAGACAAUGAGGAUCAUGAGGAGCUGCAGAGAGCCAUGGUGACUGGAUUUCCCUGGCCAGAGAGAAAAGAGCAGAGCCACAGGAAGAGGAAGAGAAGGCACUCCCUCAACUGGAGGAGAAAUCACUAUUAGAUGUGCCUCUCUCUCUCUCUCUCUCUCUCUCUCUCUCUCUCUCUCUCUAUAUAUAUAUAUAUAUAUAUAUACAUGUACAGAGACAUUUGACCAACUUGCUCUUAGUUUUCCAUCCUGGUUGACUUGCUUUUGUAAGAUUCAUGUUGAAAUACAGUACAUGCUUUUUCUGAGGACUAAUCUCACACAUUAUAUCCUGUUAAUGUGUUAUGCUGUUAUCUGUAGCUGUGGGUAGGUGUUGAUAUAAGCCUAUAUCUCCAGAUUUCGCCUAAGGUCUUGCACUAGUAUUUAUUCCAGCGCUUAUACUUACAUGAAAUUGUACAAUCAAUUUGAUAGCUGACUGGUUGCUGGCAACUGCUAUUUAGUAAAUAUAUAGAUAAGCAACAUUCACUGGUAAUAUUAUACAAUAUAAUUGCUCUAAAUUUCCUUCCUCUUUUUAUCCAAAUAUCCCUUGUAAUGAGGUACUUUCUUCCAGCUGUUUUACUGUGAUGAUUUUAUUGACCUGUAGAGGGAGCACUUCAUAUAGCCCAUGGCAACACAUUAGUUCAUAUUGGACUUUUUCAGCGGCAGGAGGAUGUGCGUAAUGUGACUGAAACCCACAAACCCUUUUUAGAAUUAAAGAGGGAUAAUAUUAGGCUGUUGCUACACAACUGUGAUGUUUUAAAUGAAUCUUUUAAUUGCGCAUUGACUAAUGAGACAAAAUAAGU